AUGGAUCCCUCUAAGGCACCCAGUAAGGAGAAAGAUGACAAUAUGAAGGUUGAGUCAGGACCAGGAUCUAAUACGGAGGGGGAUGACCAACGAAAGACAUAUGGAGCAACUCGAGGACAGGAAACAGAAUAUGUUGCUUUGCGAACAGUCCCAGUCAUUGUAAAGAAUGGAAACAAGAGGAUUCCUGUAAACUGUCUUUUGGACGAAGGCAGUGAUACGAGCUAUAUUAACGAAGAUGUUAUUGAGGCUUUGGGGUUGCAUGGAGCUAAAACGGAGAUUAAUGUGAAAGUGGCUAAUGAUGAAACAGUCACUUUUAUGUCAUCAACAUUUGAUGUCGGGUUGGAAAGUACUGAUGGUCGCGUGGACACCACAAUAACAGUGCAAUCGUCAAAGAAAAUUUGUGGUGGUAUGAAACCAGUCAAUUGGAUAAAGAUUAAACACAACUGGCAGCAUUUACAGAAGAUUUACUUUCCAAAACUAGUAACUGGACGACGAGUGGAUAUUCUCUUAGGAGCGGAUCAUCACGAACUGAUGUAUUCAAUGAAAGAAGUAGUUGGAGAGCAUGGUCAACCAUCAGCAAGGCUCUGUCCACUCGGGUGGACAGCGGUUGGAAAAGUGAAUGGUAUUGAAUCGAAUGGAUCCCAUCAUACUGGGUUUCAUCACACGUAUUUGUUGAAUCAAGACAAGCCAUCGAUUGAAGUUCAUCAAACAGAUAGGAAUCUUGAUGACAUGCUUAAGCGGUUUUGGGAUUUAGAGAACAUUGGAAUCACACACAAAGAAUUUCCCAUUUUAGAGAUGACACCAGAUGAGAAACUUGCUUGGACAAAAGUGAGUGAAUCAGUGAAGUUCAACGGGCAGCACUAUGAAGUAGCAGUUCCUUGGCGCGAUGGUCGACCGAAGCUUGCACCUAAUAGUUCAUUGGCGAAGCAAAGGCUCGAUUCUACAGAACGAAAGUUACUCAAAGAUCCAGAAUUGGCAGUGGCUUAUCAGGGAGUCAUUAACGAAUAUUUAGAGAAAGGAUAUAUCAGACAAGUGCCCUCGGAUGAACCGAAACCAGAAUGUGAGUGGUUGUUGCCUCACUUUCCUGAUGUGCGACCGGACAAGAGCACAACAAAAGUUCGAAUUGUUUUCGACGCAUCGGCAACUUGCGAAGGGAAGAGCCUGAACACAAAAUCCCUACCUGGUCCUAAACUGCAAAGUGACAUUGUGGACAUAUUAGUGAAAUUUCGCAAGGAUCCCGUGCUUUAGUCGGAGAUAUUAGCCAAAUGUAUCAUCAGUUGGUUCUCCUGCCAGAAGAUAGACCUUUGCACCAUGGCAACAACACGCAGAACGACACGCUGACGAAUUACCCUUAGCCGCCGAAGCAGUUGGAAAAAAUUGUUACAUGGAUGAUUUGAUGCCAUCAGUCGAAAGUUCAUCACAAGCGAUUGAAACUCGACAGCAAUUGACAACGUUAGGAGAUAAAGCAAAAUUUCACAUUCGUAAGUGGAUUUCGAAUCGUCGCGAAGUGCUAGAAGAUAUUCCGGAAGAAGAUCGUGCAUCACAAAUCAACCUCGACCUGCAUGAAUUGUCAAGCGUGAAGACCCUCGGAAUUUCGUGGACUGCAACGGACGAUCAGUUCUCGUUUCACUAUUCUCCACCAGAGAAAGAAUUUGUCUACACGAAGAGGAACGUUCUUCGCUGUACCGCAACGAUCUUUGAUCCUUUAGGCUUUCUUGCUCCCUUCAUUUUGUUGACAAAGUUAAUGAUGCAAAAAGCGUGGGUUCAAGGAUUGAGUUGGGAUGAGCAUCUCCCCGAGGAACAUCGUCGAACUUGGAAACAAUGGUUUGAAGAGUUGAUCAAAUUAUCUCUCAUUAAAAUUCCACGUUGUCUGAUAAAGAGCGUAGAAGUCGGACAUAUCGAGAUUCACACGUUUUCGGACGCUUCGGAAAGAGCGUAUUCCGCGGUUGUCUAUAUUCGUCAUGAAUAUAAGGACGGUGACGUAUCAGUCCGACUCGUAGCAGCAAAAACACGGUUAGCACCCUUGAAAACUAUAAGCAUCCAUCGGUGAGAUUCAUGAAGAAACCAACCCUGUACAAUGGAAAUACGUCCCGACGUCAUCCAACCCAGCAGAUCACGGUACACGUGGACUCACAGUCACUGAGUUGAAAGAGAAUGAACUUUGGUGGAACCGGCCAGAGUUUCUAAAAGAAUCACGCGACAAGUGGCCCGAAGAGAAGUUUGCAGAACAGAACGCCCAAGUUUUCGCAGAGAUGAAGCCAGAACGCAAGGGUGACGCAGUUUGUUUCAAUGCGACUCAAGAAGACGAAAGAGAAGAAGAAUGGCAUCUGAAACCUUCAAGAUUUUCAAAGUGGUAUCGCCUUUCCUUGACUAAGAGAUUGGAGUUAGGACUGUCGUUAGUGCGGGUUAGAGCUUGGGUCCAUAGAUUCAUUGCGAACUGUCGAAAGUUGAAGAAAGAUCGAGUCAGUGGAGAGUUGACGGCAAACGAAUUACAAGGUGUAGAAGAGAUCAUUAUUCGCGAAGCACAAAUGGAAGUUUAUUGUCAAGAGAUUACUGCACUAAAAGAGAAGAAGAGUCUUCCUAAAAGAAGCAGUAUUUUGAAUUUAACGCCAAUCUGGAAAGAUGGUCUGCUGCGUUCGAAUACGAGGCUUCGAUACUCUGAGGAUUUGAGCGAAGAGAUAAAAUAUCCAAUAAUUUUAUCCAAGAGACAUCCAGUGACGAAACUCAUCGUGAAGUAUCACCACGAAAGCGAAGGGCAUCGAAUGGGCGUAAACUUCACGCUGAAUCAUCUUCGAGAGAUAUACCAUGUCGUUCAUGGCCGAGAAAUGUUAAAGAGAACGGCAAAAGAAUGCACAACGUGCAAACGGCGUUUUACCGGCAAACCAGGCGUGCAACAAAUGGCACCAUUGCCCAAUAUCAGAUUAGAGUUGACGAUGAAACCUUUCACGAACUGUGCAGUUGAUUUCGCAGGACCCUACCUCACAAAGCAAGGACGAGGGAGGACACGAACGAAACGAUAUUUGUGUCUAUUUCUUUGCUUGCAGACCCAUUGUUGCCAAUUAGAAAUGGCAUGGUCGUUGGAAACAGACGGAUUUUUGCAAGCGUUCACCAGAAUGGUAUCGAGACGCGGUUGGCCUCGAACUAUGCUUAGUGACAAUGGUACCAAUUUUGUAGGAGGUCACAACGAGAUUUGUAAACUUGUUGGUGAGAUCGACAAAGAGAAGAUUAAAGCGCAGACGUCCAAUAAAGGGGUAGACUGGCGUUGGAAUCCACCGUUAUCACCGCAUUUUGGAGGCGUAUUCGAACGGAUGAUUCAGUCAGCCAAGAGAGCGAUCCAAGGAAUUUUAACUAACGCAGACGUAAGUGACGAAGAACUAGAGACAGUCAUUGUUGGAGUAGAGAGUCUGAUGAAUUCACGUCCUUUGACUCAUGUUAGCGGAGAUCCAAACGACGAACCAGUGUUAACACCAAACCACUUCUUAAUCGGUCAAUCAGGAGGUGAUGUUGCACCAGAGAGUGUCGACUACACACCGUUUAACCCCAAGAAACGUUGGAGGCGCGUGCAGGAACUUAUUCGCCAGACCUGGAAACGCUGGAUGCAAGAGUACCUUACAAGUCUUGGGUCCCGAUCAAAAUGGUUUAACAAACAAGAUAAUGUGAAGAAAGGAGAUAUAGUAUUAGCUAUCGAUCCAGGAACACCGAGACGACAAUGGAAAUUGGGGAAGAUUGAAGCAGUUUAUCCUGGAAAGGACGGCAAUGCUCGUGUAGUGGAUGUGAGAGAAAAUGAUAAGAUCUACAGACGGUCGAUUGGACGCGUAUCACCACUGGAAUUUUGAAAUCAUGAGAAGACGGAUCGCAAGAAAUCCGGGAGGGGGAGAUGUCGGAGCGAAAACGAACAGUUGACAAACUAACGCCAUUUUGGCGACAUAAAGUACAUUAAUUAGACGGAAGAAAAGGGCGGAAAACACAUGGCCGCGUUGAAGUUGUUAUUUAUCGUUUUUAUUAAAUAUUUGUUUUAAAAAACUAUGAAAUGAGUGAAUGUUUAGUGAACCAGCAUGUAAAUGUAGGUCUCGACUACAAUUGGAGUAGACAUGUGCAAAAAUAUACAACAGUUAUACCAAGCCUAUGUUCCUGUUGGAUCACGUAAGAACUUUCCAAAUUAAUCCUGUUCUUUAAAAGUUAUUUGCAAAAUAAAAUUGGUAUAUUGCCCUUGCACAGGAUUGCCGCGUAGGUCAUUCUAAUUAAGUAAAAUUUCUUCCGUGCAAAACUUUCUUGUACAUUUUUCAUUAGCAGGGAGGGUGAAAUAUUUUCUCCAGACCCUUCUAAGUGUCGAGUUGGGAACUGUUUGAAUUUCAGUUAACUUCAACUAAACCUUCAUUCGUCUAUUGAGCGAUAUGUGUUAAAUGCAUAUAAGCGAUGAAUAAGUAAGAGAAUGUGUUUGCUCAUCCUCCUGAUUUUCAUAUUUAUGUUCUAUAAUACUACUGUACGUUGAAGUCAAUUCUAUAAAUGGUAAUAUAAUAAAAUUGCAACAAACAUAGUCCAUGGUCCGGUUGUUCAAAGCUCGAUUAGCAUUGACCCAGCAUGGGUUAAGUUUUAACCCGCUGUUUUGAGGGUAUUUCUGUAAGACCGUUCAUUUCAAAAGUUUAAAAAAAAACAUCUACUGAUCCAAAAAAGAUUUCUGGAAAACCUAUUUAAUUUUAUAAACAAGCUGUUGGAAAGUUCUAUUUGGACCCAGGGUUAGAACAACCGGCUUUUGAUGACAACUGGCGCCAGAAUAGAAUAUAGAAUGAAGCAAAGUGUGCGCGCGUGCGCGUUUCGGGUUGUGUGUAGGGCUGGGAGAAACUUGGUAACUUGAUUACACCACUCUCGGUUGUCGUACUAACAAGUCUUACACAUUAUAUUCUUGAGGCUUGACAGCAUAAUGAAAUAUUUUUAGACGAAAUUACGAUAUCAUUAUUAUUGUUGACUCAUUUGAGUCUUACCAAUUAUUAAACUUGCCGAAAGAAAAUCAAGAUUUGUAAGGUUGCUGUGGAAAUAAGGUUUUUAAACAAGAACUGAUAUGAUCAUAUAAUAUAAAGGCCUCAAUAUAAUGAAAACUAAAACAUUAUACGUAAUGGUCAACUCUGUGCGUGACCUGUCGUCUUUUGUUGUUGGCAAUGCGCUAGAAUCAAGAUAUUUUCUAUAUUUAUGAUUUCCCGGAAGUUUCAAGUAGUUGUUAGUUUUGAAACUAUUUAACAUUGCUUUUUUAAAACACGAUACUUGUGGCUUUCGUAAGUAUUUAGCGAAUUAUUCUGGCCAACAGUACUUUUGAACAGUUGGGCAGUGCCCAAUUAUUUCCGUUUGCGAAUUAAGCCGAAUUUGAUGGAUAUUGACAGCAUUCUGUUGAAGAAACGCAAACAGAUCCACACGAAAUAACAUAUUAUAUUAUUCAACUAAGUAUUAUAUAACACAACUAUGGUAGUUAGUUGUGGAAAUUUCAAUCCAGAUUCGGGAAUAUCAAAUUCCACUCGACGUGGUGUGUUGGCCGUACAGACAAGGCUGAUCAGACGUGGUUUCGUGUUGUGCAAAGUUUUUAAAUAACUAAUACAUGAAAUCAAGGAUGUUAGUAUUAACGAUAAAUUUCAACCACUUGUUAAAAAAUAUCCAAACGGAAUUGAGAUUGGAAGUCAGAGUUCCGCGUAUGCGGCAACCGAUAGUAGGAAAUGUCGUGUUUAG
Molecule: messenger RNA, 5715 nt
Organism: Paramuricea clavata
Lineage: Eukaryota; Metazoa; Cnidaria; Anthozoa; Malacalcyonacea; Plexauridae
Source: the annotation of a GenBank genome assembly